Rangifer tarandus platyrhynchus (Svalbard reindeer) is the source of this 246-nucleotide messenger RNA. The record is from the annotation of a GenBank genome assembly. Lineage: Eukaryota; Metazoa; Chordata; Mammalia; Artiodactyla; Cervidae.
AUGGUGGGGGUGUCAAGACCACAAAGCAGGGCAAAGGGAGAGUGCCGGGCCCGGGUGCUGCUCUGCUUAGAGGCCAAGGAGGGCCGGGAGGAAGGGCGCGUCACAGCCUCCUCUGCUCACCAGCACCAGACGGCUCCUCUGCUCACCAGCACCAGACGGCACCUCAGCUCUGUGCGUGGGGACCAUGGUAAACGGCAACAUCACCAACAAAAGCGUGAAGACAAGGAAAAUGUCUUUACUAAAUAG